Molecule: messenger RNA, 846 nt
Organism: Poecilia latipinna (sailfin molly)
Lineage: Eukaryota; Metazoa; Chordata; Actinopteri; Cyprinodontiformes; Poeciliidae
Product: collagen alpha-1(XII) chain-like
Exons: 5
Source: RefSeq, a predicted model, not a curated record
UGUCCCGGAUGCAGCAAAUUCACACUGACUUGAUUUGGCUGAUGAGCUUCACCUGUGUGUGGCGCGAGCCGGCUGGGAGAAAUGAAGCAACAGGGAAGAUGCGUGGUUUUCUACUUGAACUACAAAAUUAUUACUGUAAGGAAAACGCACACCUUUAGUAAAAACUCAACUGGAAGCCUUACACUGAGGUUGCGCAGAGGGUGGAGCUGCGUGGAGAACCGGAUACGCUGCUACCAGAGAGGAGCAUGGAGGCGUUGUAAUUGACUGUGAAGUGGAGUUUGGGAAGAGCUGGGAAGGAGAAGCAGGUGACUGAAGGAGGAAACGAGAAGACGAGCAUGGCGCACUCAUCUGUUUGGAUCUUUCUGUUGUGCUUUUCGCUCACUCAUCAAAGGGCUGCAGCCCAAGCUGAAGCUUGCAGGACAGUGGUGCAGGCAGACAUCGUGUUCCUGUUGGAUGAGUCAUGGAGUGUGGGUCAGACCAGCUUUUUUAGAGUUAAAGACUUCAUCUCAGCCGUCAUGUCCUCCUUUCAGGACAGCGCAGUGGGAGCUGAGGGGGUUCGCUUCGGAGUCACUCUCUUUGGGGAUGUUCCGAGGAUGCUGGUUGCUUUGACAGACUACAGUUCACUUGAGGAGGUGCUCAGAACUGUUGGAAACCUCCCCUACGGUGGAGGAUCGAGGAGGACGGGCAGCGCUCUCCAGUUCCUUGUAGAUUCUGUGUUCAGCCCUGCCAUCAGCCGAGAUUUUACCCCAAAGAUUGCUGUUUUGAUCACAACCGGACGCUCGGAUGACCAGGUCGACCUUGGAGCCAAGGCGGUUGCAGACAGUGGGAUUACACUCUUUGCAGUAG